Molecule: messenger RNA, 2426 nt
Organism: Neohortaea acidophila
Lineage: Eukaryota; Fungi; Ascomycota; Dothideomycetes; Mycosphaerellales; Teratosphaeriaceae
Product: P-loop containing nucleoside triphosphate hydrolase protein
Exons: 2
Coding region: 82-2271 (729 amino acids)
Biological process (GO): microtubule-based movement
Cellular component (GO): microtubule; kinesin complex
Molecular function (GO): ATP hydrolysis activity; microtubule binding; microtubule motor activity
Source: RefSeq, a predicted model, not a curated record
UGACGAUUUGCGACCAAACCACCGCCCAUUGAAGACGUGAGAAAAUCGACAUUCUCUUUCCCAGCAUCCUACUUGUUGACGAUGUCGGUUCGGGUGGUUGCUCGCAUCCGGCCACUCCUGCAUGCGGAAAUCGAGAAAGAUGCCAUCAUCGAGCCCACGGGCGACUCGGCCGUGGUCAAAAUACCGAACCCCAGGUGUCAAUCCGAGACAUUCUCGUUCCAAUUCAACAGUGUCUACGAUAGAGAGACGACUCAGGCGAAGAUCUUUGAAGAAGAGAUCGCGCCGAAUGUAAAGAGCCUGUUCAAAGGCUACGAUGUCACCCUUUUCGCAUACGGCGUUACGGGCUCGGGUAAAACACACACCAUGCGCGGAGGCAAGAGUCUCAAUGAUCGAGGAGUCAUUCCACGUCUACUGUCCAGCAUAUACCGCCGAGCGAGAAAGAUCGAGAAAGACACAGAGGGCGAGACAGGCGUGGAGGUGGUGAUGAGCUACUACGAAAUCUACAACGACAAAGUCUUCGAUCUCUUCGAGCCGCCCGAAAAGCGCACGCCGGCUGGUCUAUCCAUUCGAGACAACAAUGGCAAAACCGUCGUCGUCGGAUUGACAGAGCGGCCAUGCACGACGUUGAAGGAGUUUGAACAUUUGUACGACGAGGCGAACGUCAAUCGUUCCACAUCCGCCACAAAGCUGAACGCUCACUCUUCCCGCUCGCACGCCAUCCUUUGCGUCAAGAUCAUUCAGACGACUGGAGGCGAGACACGUGUGAGCACCGCCUCUGCUAUCGAUCUCGCGGGCUCCGAAGACAACCGAAGAACAGACAACAAUAAGGAACGGCUGGUCGAGAGUGCAAGCAUCAACAAGUCGUUGUUCGUGCUGGCGCAAUGCGUCGAGGCCAUCAGCAAGAAGCAGGCUCGCAUACCCUAUCGGGAGAGCAAGAUGACUCGCAUCCUUUCACUAGGUCAAAACAACGGCAUCGCAAUCAUGAUCCUAAACCUCGCCCCAGUGCGAAGCUAUCACCUCGACACGCUCAGCAGUCUGAACUUUGCGAAUCGGGCGAAGAAGAUCGAGGUCAAUGAAAUCGAAAACCAGCCUUUCUUUCGCGAGGAGCAGUCGACGAAAGCGAAGCUCGGCGUUUCCCAUGCGCCCUCGGUGGAAUCCAUCUCAAUGUUCCGGCAGCCUCUACGGCCCAAAAUACUAUCGCAGCACGGUCAUUUGCGGGAUGUCGCUGCCAACGUUGUCAAGCCGGCGAGGCAGUUCUCGGUGUACACCGACAAGAGCAAGCCCGCGGGCAAGACGUCGAGUGCUGCCAAUACCAGCGAAGCUCGCUCUUCUGGUUUCAAUUUCCAGCCUACAAAGCGGACCAGCAGCGAGGCUCUCCCAUCUUUCAAUCGACCUUCCAAGUUUCCCCGCCUCAACGACUUGGCCAAGACAUCACAGGCUCUCCCCCAGGGCCUGAGCAAAGACGCCAUCGAAGCCCUCAUCGACCGCAAAGUCUCCGAAGCAUUGGCCGAGCACGCAGACCGUAGCACGGUGUCCAGCGGCGAGCCCAUUUCCGAGGAGAUGCAGAAACGUCUGGAGGCGCUGGAGAAGCGGGUGGAGGGCCAGGAGUCCGAGCGUGCAGAGGGUCUGCAGUACCUGCUUAUGGCGAAGCAGCAUCAGGUCCGCGGCGAAGAGGCCAGCGCUUUGAGGAUGUACCAGCUUGCCUUGCCGCAUUUCCCUGGGAAUGAGAAGCUGGCGCGGAAGGUUUCGAAAUUGCAGGAGAGGGCUGCAGAGAAGAAGCGUGGUGUUGUGUCUGAGACCAUGGUGGCUCCUCAAGCGCCGCCAACGCACGUCGAGCGCGUGACUUCGAAGCGGAAGCUGCCCGUCGACGACGACGAGAGCUAUCACGAAGCGCAGGACGGCUUCCAAUGCGACGAUGACGACGAGUUCAUCUACAGGCCUCGGACAAAGAUCCGUCGGCCCCCUAUCGCCUCCAUACCUAAAGAACACACCACAACCCAGCACAUGAUCGACGCACACGAAUCCGAAGAUGAGCUCGCAUUGGCAACGACGCCUCGCACUCGUCAGCUUCUCGAUAUUGUCAACAGCAAGGACGUCAGUCAGAUCAAGCUGUUGAAGGGCGUGGGGACGAAGCGAGCGGAGGCUAUCGUCAAUUGCCUUUGCGAGCUGGACGAGAAUGCCGCUGUUGUGAGCUCGCUUGGGCAAUUGGGGAAGUUGAAGGGGGUGGGGGUGAAGACGGUGGAGAGCAUGCGGACGGGCAUUGUGGUGUGAUGAUUCGCUUUUCGCAUUGUGGGAUUAGCAAGGUGUUUGGAGAGGGUUCAGAGCUUGUUCAUUUCCGUGAAGUCCUGUGAUUCAUUUUCAUUGCUCUUGUUGACUGCUGGAGUGUCCUUGAUACCACAAUUCCAGCCUCAGGCACACAACCAAUG